Messenger RNA from Daphnia magna, 506 nucleotides. RefSeq names its product repetitive proline-rich cell wall protein 1-like. The record is from RefSeq and is a predicted model, not a curated record. The transcript has a single exon. Lineage: Eukaryota; Metazoa; Arthropoda; Branchiopoda; Diplostraca; Daphniidae. The coding region runs from base 1 to 342 and encodes 113 amino acids.
AUGUCCAUCCUCAGUUUCACUGUUUGCUUCUUGGCUGCUGUUACGAUCGCCACUGCCGAGCCUGGUUAUGGCUAUAAACAGGCUCCUGCUUACAGACCUGCUGCGUAUCAAGCUCCUGCUUACAGAGCUCCUGCUUACCAGGCCCCUGCUUACCAGGCCCCUGCUUACCAGGCCCCUGCUUACCAGGCCCCUGCUUAUCAGGCCCCUGCAUACAGAGCCCCUGCAUAUCAAGCUGCAACGUACAGAGCUCCUGCAUAUCAAGCCCCUGCUUACAGGGCACCUGCCUACCAACCGGCUGCGUAUCGAGCUCCCGCUUACAUGGCACCUGUCCGCUCUUAUUAAUUUCCUAUUUGAGCUGGAACAUCUGCAAAAUUAUCAAUCGUAAUCUAAUUUUCUAGUAUAUUGCGGUCAUUCAAUCUCCUAAAAUCUAUGAGCUACUUAAAUAUUAGUAUAAAUGUCUAUUUAUUCCUUAUUUAUUGAUCGACUUAUUUAUCGACUUAACAACA